Messenger RNA from Plasmodium gallinaceum, 1734 nucleotides. Its product is annotated as A/G-specific adenine glycosylase, putative. The record is from RefSeq and is a predicted model, not a curated record. The transcript is spliced from 5 exons. NCBI's taxonomy places the organism in Eukaryota, Apicomplexa, Aconoidasida, Haemosporida, Plasmodiidae. Gene Ontology annotation, molecular function: purine-specific mismatch base pair DNA N-glycosylase activity; adenine/guanine mispair binding; 8-oxo-7,8-dihydroguanine DNA N-glycosylase activity. The coding region runs from base 1 to 1734 and encodes 577 amino acids. Gene Ontology annotation, biological process: base-excision repair; mismatch repair. Gene Ontology annotation, cellular component: nucleus.
AUGAAUAAGGAAUACUCUAAAAAAAGCGACAAAAACAAAAAGGAAAAUGAAGAAUUUAUCCUAAAAGAAGAGAAUGAAAAUUCUUAUUCAGAUUACCAUUAUAAUUUUUUACGAAAAAAUAGUAAUCAAUUAAAAAAAAAUUUAUUAGAAUGGUACUACAAAUACAGGCGUAGGCUACCAUGGAGAAAUGAUAGCCCGCCUUAUACAACAAGUGUUCAGUUAAAUGAAUGUAAAAAUGAAAAUAAUAUUUUGAAUUAUUUUGUUAAAAAUGUUAAACAAGAAUGUACUAUGGAAAAAAUCAAUGUAAAAGAGAAGACCUAUAAUAAUAAGAAUGAUACAAAAUUUUUAGGAACCAAAAAAGAGCAGGAUGAUAUGGUUUCUCAAAAAUUGAAAAAAAGAAAAAAAGAAAAUGUAUGUGAAGACAAUGAAAAUAUAUAUAAUUUAAUAUCGAAUGGUGACACUUUUGAUAUGAAAAAAAAUGAAAUUACAUCAAUCAUUAAUAAGACUAAAAAUGAAAAUGUUGAUAAUGUUUUGUUAGAUAAAAAUGAUUUAAGUUUAAAAGGAUAUAAAAUUUAUAUAAGUGAAAUAAUGCUACAACAAACAAAGGUGCAUACUGUUUUGAAUUUUUAUUUAAAAUGGAUGAAAAAAUGGAACAAUAUUUUUGAGUUAUCAAAAAGUAAUUUGGAUGAUGUAUUAAUAGUUUGGAAAGGAUUAGGUUAUUAUAAUAGAGCAAAAAAUUUAUUAGAAUGUUGUAAAACUGUAGUAGAAAAAUACAAUGGUAUAUUUCCAAAUGAUUUAAAAUUACUAAAAGAAUUACCUGGUAUUGGUAAUUAUACAUCUAAAGCAAUAUGCAUUCAUUUAUAUAAUAGAAAAGAUAUAUGUAUUGAUACAAACAUUAUAAGAAUUUUUUCUAGAAUUACUGAUACAAUAAAUUAUUACAAUUCUACCAUUUUGUCGAAACAUUGUGAACAAGUCAGCCAUAUUUUAUGUUCAGAUGAAUUCAAUUAUUCUGACUUAAGUCAGGCAUUAAUGGAUUUAGGAUCUAGUAUUUGUAAUAAUUCUCCUCAAUGUAAUAUUUGUCCUAUAAAUAAAAAUUGCCUUAUUUAUUUAAAAAAAAAUAAGAAAACAAAUAAUUUAUUUAAUUUAGAGCACUCAAAUGAAUGUGAAUUAUGCAUUAAAGAAAGAAAUGUAGAAAUAAGAAAUGUUCCUCUAGUUAAAAAAAAAAAAAAAACAGAUAAAAUAUGUCUAGUUUUGUUAAUAAAAAAAAAAAAAGAAGGAAUUAAGAACAAAAUAAAUGACAAUAAAUUAAAUGACAUUGACAAUAAUUUUUCGGAUGAUCAUUAUUUGAUGAUAAAAAAUAAGGACUCUAAUUUAUUUUCAAUGCAUUAUUUAUUCCCUUUUGUACUUCUUGAUAAAUAUGAUAAAAAAAUAUUACAUUUGCAUUUAAAUAGUUUGUUAAAGAAUUUAAAUUUAAGUAAUGAUCAGAAAGAUUCUUUUUUAUAUGUAAGUAAUUUUAAGCAUAAAUUUUCUCAUCUUACAUAUGACACAUAUAUUUAUUUAUGUUCUAUUUUGGAAUAUAAAAAUAUGGUAAUGAAUGAAGAAGAAUAUAUAUGGAUAAAAUUAAAAGACAUUAAGGAUUUUACUCACAAUACAUUUUGUCAACAUAUUAUAGAUUAUUAUAAAAUAAGCAUGAAUGAAAAAAAAAUUUCUUUUAAUCGUAGAUUUAAGGAUUAG